This is a messenger RNA of Pseudopodoces humilis (Tibetan ground-tit), 1482 nucleotides long. It is a transcript of the gene CNDP1, whose product is annotated as carnosine dipeptidase 1. Lineage: Eukaryota; Metazoa; Chordata; Aves; Passeriformes; Paridae. Gene Ontology annotation, cellular component: cytosol. The record is from RefSeq and is a predicted model, not a curated record. Gene Ontology annotation, biological process: proteolysis. Gene Ontology annotation, molecular function: metallodipeptidase activity.
AUGUCCUCCUCAUCAUCUUCAUUGCUGGAAAUGGAGAUCUUCCAGUAUAUUGAUGCACAUCGAAGUGAUUUUAUCAAGGAUCUGAAGGAAUGGGUGGCUGUGGAAAGCGAUUCUGUUCAGCCACAUCUGAGAAAAGAAGUAAUGCGAAUGAUGGCUCUGGCAGCAGACAGACUUGCAGCACUGGGAGCCACUGUUAAUUUAGUGAACUUGGGGUCACAUCAGCUGCCUGAUGGCCAAGUCCUCCCACUGCCUUCUGUGAUUCUUGGGGAGCUGGGGAAGGAUCCACAAAACCCCACUGUGUGUUUCUAUGGUCAUGUGGAUGUGCAGCCUGCCAAGAAGGAAGAUGGAUGGAACACUGACCCCUACACACUGACUGAAAUAGAUGGAAACCUCUAUGGGCGUGGAGCAACAGACAAUAAGGGACCUGUCCUAGCUUGGAUAAAUGCAGUGGAAACAUUUAGAGCCUUGAAAUUUGUUAUGCCAGUGAACUUCAAGUUUGUAAUUGAAGGCAUGGAAGAAGCAGGAUCCUUGGGGCUAGAGAAGCUACUUGAGGAAGAAAACCAGAGGUUCUUCUCUGAUGUUGAUUAUAUUGUAAUUUCAGACAACCUGUGGCUCAGCAACAAAAAGCCUGCCCUUACCUAUGGCUGUCGGGGAAACGCCUGCUUCUUUGUGGAGGUUGAAUGUGGCAGCAAGGACCUUCACUCUGGAACUUUUGGAGGCAUCAUUCACGAGCCGCUGCUGGACCUGAUAGCUCUGCUGGACAGCCUUGUGGAUUCCACAGGUCAUAUUCAGAUCCCUGGAAUCUACGAGAGUGUUGCUGCCCUGACGGAGGAAGAAAGGAAAUUAUAUGAAUCAAUUGAAUUUGAUCUAGAGGAACAUAGAAAAAACUGUGGUGUGAAAAAAUUCCUUUAUGGCACCAAGGAAGAAAUACUUCUACACCUGUGGCGUUACCCCUCUCUCUCUAUUCACGGGAUUGAAGGAGCUUUCCAUGAACAAGGCAUUAAAACAGUCAUUCCAGCAAAAGUAAUUGGCAAAUUCUCAAUCCGUCAGGUCCCCCACAUGGACCUUUCAGUUGUGAAAAAACAGGUGGUGAAACACUUGGAGGGUGUCUUUUCCAAGAGGAACAGUCCAAACAAACUGAAAGUGUCCAUGCCUUUGGGUGCAAAGCCCUGGCUUGCAGAUGUUAAUGAUCUGCUAUAUAAAGCAGCAAGAUGGGCAAUAAAAACAGUUUUUGGAGAAGAUCCAGAUUUCAUUCGUGAUGGCUCAACGAUUCCUGUUGCCAGAAUGUUUCAGACUGUAACACAGAAAAGUGUGAUGAUGCUUCCCAUUGGAGCAGCUGAUGAUGGGGAGCAUUCCCAGAAUGAGAAAAUAAGCAGACACAACUAUAUUGAAGGAACCAAAUUGUUUGCAGCAUUUUUCCUGGAGAUAUCAAAGCUACAUCGGAACUUACAUGAAACUUCCCACACAGAGGCUAUCAACUGA